This is a messenger RNA of Astyanax mexicanus (Mexican tetra), 17578 nucleotides long. It is a transcript of the gene celsr3, whose product is annotated as cadherin, EGF LAG seven-pass G-type receptor 3. Gene Ontology annotation, biological process: G protein-coupled receptor signaling pathway; cell surface receptor signaling pathway; homophilic cell-cell adhesion. The record is from RefSeq and is a predicted model, not a curated record. The transcript has 36 exons. Gene Ontology annotation, molecular function: G protein-coupled receptor activity; calcium ion binding. Gene Ontology annotation, cellular component: plasma membrane. NCBI's taxonomy places the organism in Eukaryota, Metazoa, Chordata, Actinopteri, Characiformes, Acestrorhamphidae. The coding region runs from base 272 to 11467 and encodes 3731 amino acids.
UGGAUGUUGGAUGCUGGGUGUGAGAGAGGGAGGAGGAGGAUGCUGCGCUCGAGCCGCCGCCGCUGCUGCUGCUGUUUUUAGCACGAGCUGCUCCGCCCGACACCGGGAGUAGAUGCGAGCCGCUCGGGAGCACGGCGGAGAGAGGAGUCGGUCGGUGGCGGCGGAGAAGCCGGAGACCUAGCAGCCGGCGGAGAGAGAGAGAGAGAGACCGAGGGACGGAGAGGAAAAGAAAGAGCGAGAGCGCGAGGGAGGAGAGAAAGGAGCUACACUAAUGGCUGCACUGCUGCUGGGCUCGAGCUCAUCGCCGCCGCUGCUGCCGCCGCCGUUACUGCUGCACCUCCUGCUCCUCUGCUCUUUGUUCGCCGUUGUCCCGGGAAGGGCGGCGGGGCCGUGCUGCUGCCGCCGCCUCGCCUCGCGCACCCACCCCCACCCAGCCCCGGGAGACGCGCGCAGCAUCACCGCCAGCGCCAGCCAGCUGAUCUGUGGCGGAGCACCGGGACCGGGGGCUCUGGCUGUAGGCGAGUCGGCCGCGCGCCCUGCACGGACUCUACUACUGGCAUUAGCGAGGAUUAACGGAUCGGGAUUAGGAACCGAGACCGACACACCAGACUCGCUUUCCAGAGCAGCUGAAAGCACGUUUAGCCGCCGCGAGCUUCUGCGUGCAUCAGAACCGGCGCCGCGGAGAAGAAACGGAACACACGGUAGAUACGCUAAACACGGUUACCGGCAGAAGGGCGUUGUUUUUUGCUCCCCCGUCCUCGCGGCUCCCCCUCUUCACGCCGGCAACAAGAGGGCCUUACAAAGGACUAGAGCGCGCUCGCGACACACCGCGCGCGUCCGUGCACGGGGCAGGGACCGGGCACGGGACCGCACUAGUUCUGACCCCCCUUUGUACAACUGGAGCACCGGGCCCGAGCACGGGAGAGAAAAGGUCUUCACAAGAGCGCGUGGCAACCUGCACGAGCGGCGUCUCUCAAAAGGCUGCUCCUAUUAUUGUUGUUCAAAUGUGUCUCGCGAUGCUUUACACGCCAAGAAAGUGGACAAAAGGAAAGUGGACAAAAGGAAAGUGGACAAAAGCAGCUCGCGCAUCCUCAACCCUAUCGAUCCCAGCAGAGGAUGCUGCUGCAAAGGGUCCUUUAAUACGGCCGCUGGGAAUACCGCGAGCUGUGAGGAGCGCGUGCACCGUGCUGCAAGCGAGAACAUCUGUGCCGAGUCGCACCGGAUUAGCCAGGUCACUGGCGCGAGCUCGAGCUCGUUUUUGAAGUGUUCCCCCAUUCAAUGCAAAAGUAGCACCGCGUGCUGGAGCACAAACACAACCGACGCCAGCGCUAAUUUCUGCGUGGAGCGUGCACCCGCACGUGCUUUAAAACAACCUGUGCAUGGAUUACUAUUAUCAUCAUCGUCCCAACCUGGAAAAAAUCUAACAUAUUCAUCUGCAUCACCUAAUUAUCAUACGUCUAAACUUGUUACGUGCCUGUCUGACUGUGCACGUGGCGAGAUCUUCUGUCUCUCUGACUCAUUAUGCUUUAGCGGUACCGGCUCCGUUACUCACACCAGGCUAAACUUCACUAAAAGAUCCGGUGAGUCACGCGCUCAGGAUGGGAGUAUUGAGGCUGGGGAUGAUGAUGAGGAGGAUAGAGGGAUGGAGGAAGAUUUAGCACUGAAAAAUAGAUCAGCUCACGAGAUCAGGAGUUCUGUUAGAAGUGUGUUUUUGUGGAAUAGUAAUAAUAAUAAUAACAAUAACAACAACAAUAAUAAUAAUAACAAUAUCAAUGGGAAUAACAGUCAAGUCAACCAUAGCGAGGAUUUAAACCAUACACAAAGUGAUCUAAUAGAUGAUGAGGAGAGCCUGCAUGAGUUAACAUCCCAAAGGCCACGUGUUGGUGCUCUACAGGGUUCCAUCCCAGUGGAGAAUCCACGCCCAGGCUUUCCUGAAAGCAGCAGCACCAGCAACAGCUCAGGUUUCAGCAGGGGAGCCACGCGUGCUCAAUUAAAAUCGGGUGGUAAAGGGGUGUCGCUACUAGCUGAGUCUGUCAGUCAGCAUGAGGAGCAGCUGGGGGCAGAGGGGAUGGAGGGAUGGGAGGGAGAGGUGGCGGAAGAGGGGAGGGUGGAGGACGAAAAGAGCAGGGGGAAGGGUAACAGGCAGGCUGGAGAGGUAGAUGGAGAGAAGAGAGAGAAAAAGGGAGUGUGGGUGAUUGCAGGAAGCACAAAGGGAGAGGCGUCGUGGGCAGGCGAGAAUUUACUGAGAGAGGGAGGAGAAGGUCAAAGUGGAGGCACCUCAGAAGCAGCGCGAGAGGCUGAUAGUGAGAGAGAGAGAGGCGAGACGGGAGACGAGAACAAAGACUGGCAGGAAAUCAAGGGAACACAGGCAGUUCAAGAUGACUCAAAACGUGGCGGCGACUGGGUAGACAGCGCACAAAUGAAUGUUGACACUCAAAGCAUGAAACAAACAGAAAGAGAGAGUAGCGAAGAAAAAGCGAGCGAGGGUGAGGAACGCUCCGAUGAUCAGACAGGUGUCCCUCCUGUUGGACGUUCCCGUAGAGCCGCUAAUCGACACCCCCAUUUCCCUCAGUAUAACUACCAGGUUCAGGUGGCAGAAAACCAGCCUCCUGGUACGUCAGUCAUAUCAUUGACAGCAGAGGACCCAGACGCUGGGGAGGCUGGCAGACUCAGCUACAGCAUGGCCCCCUUAAUGAACAGCAGGUCCAUGGAUUACUUCCAUAUCGAUCCAAUAACCGGCCUAAUCACAACCACACAUAUACUAGACAGAGAGCACAUGGACUUGCAUUACUUCAGAGUGACAUCCACAGAUCACGGCUCACCACGUCUAUCCGGAACCACGAUGGUGGCGAUCACCGUGUCAGACCGAAACGACCACUCUCCAAUUUUUGAACAGACUGAGUAUCGCGAGACAAUUCGGGAAAAUGUAGAAGAAGGGUAUCCCAUCUUGCAGCUUCGCGCAACCGAUCUGGACUCUCCAACGAAUGCCAACAUCCGUUACAGGUUCAUUGGAGAAAGUGCAGUCACCGCACGUUCUGCCUUUGAGAUUGACCCACGAUCUGGCCUGAUCACCACAAGAGGCAUUGUUGACCGAGAGGUGAACGAACGCUACACCCUACAGGUUGAAGCAAGCGAUCAAGGACGAGAGCCGGGCCCCAGGUCAGCGACAGUAAGCGUUCACAUAACUGUUUUAGAUGAAAACGACAACGUUCCACAAUUCAGCCAAAAACGCUAUGUAGUGGCAGUUCGAGAAGAUGUGCGACCUCAUUCUGAGAUUCUGCGAGUCAGCGCAUCCGAUGAGGAUAAGGAUGUGAAUGCUGCUGUGCACUACAACAUAAUCAGUGGGAACAGCAGAGGACAGUUCGCUAUUGAUAGUGUCACUGGAGAAAUCCAGGUGGUGGCGCCACUGGACUUCGAGUCAGAGCGAGAGUACACCUUGCGGCUACGGGCUCAAGACAAUGGUCGCCCACCUCUUUCUAACAACACUGGAAUUGUGAGUGUGCAGGUCACUGACGUCAAUGAUAAUCCACCUAUCUUUGUAUCCACCCCUUUUCAGGCCACAGUUCUUGAGAGCGCCCCUAUUGGUCACUCCAUACUGCACAUACAGGCCAUUGACACUGACAGUGGUGAUAAUGCACGAUUAGAGUACAGAUUGACAGGAACUGGCACAGACACACCCUUUGUCAUUAAUGCAGCUACUGGGUGGGUCACAGUGAGUUCAGAGCUUGAUCGAGAAUCAGUGGAGCACUAUUUCUUUGGAGUUGAAGCCAGGGAUUACGGUGCACCACCUCUAUCUGCUACAGCCAGUGUUACAAUCACUGUGAUGGACGUCAACGAUAAUCGGCCAGAGUUUCUGCAGAAGGAGUACUUCGUUCGUCUGAACGAAGAUGCAGCAGUUGGAACGAGUGUUGUUAGCGUAACAGCAGUUGACCGUGAUGUGAACAGUGCUGUGACCUACCAGAUCACUGGUGGCAACACGCGCAACCGAUUUGCUAUCAGCACAGCUGGUGGAUCUGGCCUUCUUUCCCUGGCACUGCCACUCGACUACAAACAAGAGCGGCGCUACGUGCUAACAGUCACUGCCUCUGAUAGAACCCUUCACGAUACAUGUCAGGUGCAUGUGAACAUCACGGAUGCCAACACCCAUCGGCCUGUGUUCCAAAGUGCUCAUUACUCCAUAAGCGUGAAUGAGGACAGACCUCCUGGAAGCACUGUGGUGGUGAUCAGCGCCUCUGAUGAAGAUGUAGGAGAAAAUGCUCGCAUCACUUAUUUCCUAGAGGACAACAUUCCACAGUUUCGUAUUGACCCUGCAACAGGUGCCAUCACUCUCCAAGCUGAGCUGGACUACGAGGACCAGAUGACGUACACUCUUGCCAUCACCGCUCGUGACAAUGGAAUUCCGCAAAAAUCUGACACAACCUAUGUAGAGGUCAACGUGAACGAUGUGAACGACAAUGCACCACAGUUCCUCAGCCCUCGUUAUCAAGGUGGAGUCAGUGAAGAUGCCCCACCCUUUACCAGCGUUCUACAGAUCUCUGCCACCGAUCGUGACGCUCACGCCAACGGCCGAGUGCAGUAUACCUUCCAGAACGGAGAAGACGGCGACGGAGAUUUCACAAUUGAACCUACAUCCGGAAUAGUGCGCACAGUGCGUCGCCUGGACCGGGAGAGUGUUCCAUUCUAUGAGCUAACAGCAUUUGCAGUCGAUCGUGGCGUUCCACCACAGCGCACGCCUGUACACAUCCAGGUCAGCGUGAUGGACGUUAAUGAUAAUGCUCCCGUCUUCCCUGCCGAUGACUUCGAGGUUCAAGUCAAAGAGAACAGUGCUGUUGGCUCCGUUGUAGCUCAGAUCACUGCCACUGAUCCGGAUGAAGGCCCCAAUGCUCAGAUUAUGUAUCAGAUUGUGGAAGGCAACAUUCCUGAGAUCUUUCAAAUGGACAUCUUUUCCGGAGAACUCACGUCUCUGAUUGACCUGGACUACGAGACGCGCAACGAGUACGUCAUUGUAGUUCAGGCCACGUCAGCGCCUCUCGUGAGCCGAGCCACGGUGAGGAUUCGCCUCGUAGAUCAAAAUGACAACAAGCCUGAAAUGCAGGACUUCCAGAUAAUAUUCAACAACUUUGUGUCAAACCGUUCCAACACCUUCCCGAGCGGAAUCAUCGGGCGGGUUCCGGCCCACGACCCGGAUGUGACGGACCGGCUCUACUACACCAUCGAGCGCGGCAACGACCUCCACCUCCUGCUGCUGAAUCACACCAGCGGAGAGAUUCGCCUCAGCCGCAAACUGGACAACAACCGUCCUCUGGUGGCCCCCAUGCUGAUCACCGUCACGGAUGGAGUUCACAGCAUCAGUGCGCAGUGUGUGCUGCGGGUGCUGAUCAUCACCGAGGACAUGCUGAGCAGCAGCGUCACCGUCCGCCUCCAGAACAUGUCCCAGGAGCACUUCCUGUCCCCGCUGCUGACUCACUUCCUGGAGGGCGUGUCCUCCGUGCUGUCGGUUGCCCCGGACGACGUGUUCGUGUUUAAUAUUCAGCCGGACGCGGAGACGGAGCGCGUGCUGAACGUUAGCUUCUCGGCGGCGCUGCCCGGAGGACACUACUUCCCCUCUGAAGCUCUGGAGGAACAGCUGUACCUCAACAGACCCCGCCUCAACAUGCUCGCACAGAUGCAGGUUCUCCCGUUUGAUGAUAACGUGUGUUUGCGUGAGCCCUGCCAGAACUACAUGAAGUGCAUCAGCGUCCUGCGCUUCAACAGCUCCGCCCCCUUUAUCUCCUCCCCCUCCAUGCUCUUCCGGCCCAUCCACCCAAUCGCGGGCCUGCGCUGCCGCUGCCCGCCGGGCUUCACCGGGGAUUACUGCGAGAUUGAGAUUAAUCUGUGCUACUCUAAUCCCUGCCUGAACGGAGGAGUCUGCGCUCGCAGAGAGGGGGGGUACACCUGCAUCUGCAGAGAGGAUUACACAGGUGAGCGGUGUGAGUUUGACCGGAGGGCGGGGCGCUGUGUGGCGGGGGUGUGUCGUAACGGUGGGACGUGCCGGGAGCUCUCCGGUGGGGGGUUUCGGUGCGAGUGUCCGGCGGGGGGGUACGAGAGACCCUACUGCACCGUCACCACCCGAUCAUUCCCCCCCAAAUCCUUCAUCAUGUUCAGAGGACUGCGCCAGAGAUUCCACCUGUCAAUCACCCUGUCGUUUGCCACUCUAGAGAGCAGUGGGCUGCUGUUUUAUAACGGACGGUUUAAUGAGAAGCACGACUUCCUGGCUCUGGAAAUCCUGGAUGGACAGGUGGUGCUGAAAUACUCCACAGGUGAGUCCUCCACACAGGUGAGUCCGUACCUGCCCGGGGGAGUGAGUGAUGGGAAUUGGCACACGGUCCACAUCCACUAUUAUAACAAGCCGAAGCGCAGUGUGAGCGGGGAGGUGCAGGGUCCGUCUGAUGAGAAGGUGGCGGUGGUGAGCGUGGAUGAUUGUGACACAGCCGUCGCUCUGAGAUUCGGAGUCCAGCUGGGAAACUACAGCUGUGCAGCACAGGGCAAACAGAGCAGCAGCAAGAAGUCUCUGGAUCUGACCGGGCCGCUGUUUCUCGGCGGAGUGCCGAAUGUUCCGGAUAAUUUUCCGUUUGGAACGAGGGAGUUUAUCGGCUGUAUGAAGGAUCUGCACAUUGAUAACAGACCGGUGGACAUGGCGGGAUACGUUGCGAACAACGGCACUCUGCCAGGCUGCAGUGCUAAGCUGCCCUUCUGUAAGUCCAACCCCUGCCAGAACGGAGGAACCUGCCGGGUCAGCUGGGAAACGUUCUCCUGCGACUGUCCUCUCGGCUUCGGGGGGAAGGACUGCAGCCACGUGAUGCCACACCCCCACCGUUUCCUCGGCAACAGUGCUCUAUGGUGGGAUCUGAAGAACGACGUCACCAUCAGCACCCCCUGGUACCUGGGGCUGGUGUUCCGCACCCGGGCCAAAGAGGGGGUUCUGCUGCAGGCCCAGGCCGAGCAGUACACUCACCUCAUCUUUCAGUUGACGGGGGGUCAGCUGGUGUUCUCGGUGGCUCGGCGGGCGGCUCAGCCGGUCCGGUUGCGGUUGGAUCAGGUACAGGUGUGUGAUGGACGUUGGCACGACCUGCAGCUGGAGCUCAGAGACAUCCGGAGCGGACGAGAGACGCGCUACGUAGCUACUGUCAGACUGGACUUCGGACUGUACCAGGGCACGGUGAUCGUGGGCAGUGAGAUUCAUGGUCUGAAGGUGAAGCAUCUUCAUGUGGGCGGAGUUCUGGGAGCUGGAGAGGUUCAGAGCGGGAUCCGAGGCUGUAUACAGGGGGUGCGUUUAGGGGUGCGCCCGGAUUCCCCCACAUUGCCACGCCCCUCCAGAGCCAUCAAAGUGGAGGCUGGAUGUAGCGUUAACAACCUGUGUAACUCCUCCCCCUGCCCCGCCCACAGCCGCUGUGCAGACGAAUGGGAGCGCCACACCUGUAUAUGCGAGCCAGGUUUUUACGGGAAGAGCUGUGUGGACGCCUGUAAGCUGAACCCGUGUGAGAAUGAAGCUCAGUGCCACAGGAAGCCCAGCUCCUCCCACGGCUACAUCUGUGACUGUGGAGAUAACCACUACGGCCAGUACUGCCAGCACAGGAGUGAACAGCAGUGCCCUCGUGGUUGGUGGGGAACCCCUACAUGUGGACCAUGCCACUGUGAUGCCAGUAAAGGCUUUGACCCGGACUGCAACAAGACCACUGGACAGUGCCACUGCAAGGAGUUUCAUUACCGUCGGAGGGGCAGUGAGGUGUGUUUGCCGUGUGACUGCUACCCAGUUGGCUCCUUCUCCCGGUCAUGUGACCCUGAAAGUGGGCAGUGCCAGUGCCGGCCGGGCGUGAUUGGUCGACAGUGCAACAUGUGCGACAAUCCAUUCGCUGAGGUCACACAGACAGGAUGUGAAGUGAUCUACGACGGCUGCCCAAAGACCAUCACACUGGGGAUCUGGUGGCCCAGAACCAAGUUCAACCUGCCUGCUGUCGUACCCUGUCCCAAAGGAUCAGUAGGAGCUGCUAUUCGUCACUGUGAUGUAGAUCGAGGCUGGCUGGAGCCUGAUUUGUAUAAUUGCACAUCCCCUGCUUUCGUUGAGCUAAAUACAGCGCUGGAGGCUGUUGAGAGGAAUGAGACAGAGCUGAACACCAUCAUGGAGAAGAAGUUGGCUCAUCAGCUGCGUGACGUCACCGAGGCGACAUCCCGUCUCUAUGGUAACGACCUCCAGAUCGCCGAGCGACUGCUGUCCCGCCUCAUGACCUUCGAGAGUCUUCAGACGGGCUUCGGUUUGACGGCCACUCAGGACGCACACUUCACCGAAAAUGUGUUGAGGGCGUGCAGUGUGUUGCUGGGGUCCUCCAGUGCGGGUCUGUGGCGUGCCCAGAGCGGCGGGCAGAGCGGGGCAUCGGGUCUGGCAGAUCUACUGGAGCAAUACUCCCGAACCCUCGCUCAGAACAUGAAACAAACCUACCUCAACCCUGUAGCACUGGUGGCACCCAAUAUCGUGAUGACUGUGGACCGUGUGGAGAACCACACUCACGUGAGGAGGCGGUUUCCGCGGUAUCACAGUACGCUGUUCCGAGGGCAGGCUCUGUGGGACAGUCAUACCCACGUGGUGCUGCCACCUAGUGCCCUAGUGCCACAGCGCAGCCUCUUUCCAGCGCUGCCUCCACCCGCCCCUGUUAGUCUGCUGGCCAAUCAGACUCCAGAGAUGCAGGCGGCUCGGCGAACCGCGUUUCUGCCCGACCCCCCCAUCACCAUCGUCAUCCUGCUCAUAUACCGCAGCCUGGGCGCCGCUCUACCUCCCAAAUACCACACCGACCGCCGGGGAGUCAGGCUGCCGCGUCACCCCGUGCUGAACUCUCCGGUGGUCAGUGUGUCUGUAUUUAAUAACCAGUCGUUUGUGGAGGGAUUCCUGGACUCUCCCAUCGUACUGGAGUUCAGAUUACUGGAGACCAGUAACCGCAGCAAACCCCUGUGUGUGCAGUGGAACCACACCAGCACUGUGUCAGUAGGAGGGUGUUGGACGGUGCGGGACUGCAGUGUUGUCUACAGGAAUACAUCACAUGUUCGCUGUCAGUGUCACAAACUGGGGACCUUCGGAGUUUUAAUGGACAGCUCACAACGAGAGCAGUUAGAGGGGGAUCUGGAGACGCUGGCUAUAGUAACGUACACGUCGUUGACGAUUUCGAUGUUAGCGCUGUUGCUAACGGUUAGCGUGCUCUCCUGUCUGAGGGGGCUGAAGUCCAACACUCGCAGUAUUCACUCCAACAUGGCCGCCGCCACGCUGCUCUCCCAGCUCACCUACCUGCUCGGCAUCAAUCAGACCGAACAACAGUUCCUGUGUACGGUGGUGGCGAUUCUCCUGCAUUAUUUCUUCAUGUCUGCGUUCGGGUGGUUGUUUGUGGAGGCGCUGCAUGUUUACCGCAUGCAGACUGAAGUACGAAACAUCAACUACGGAGCCAUGCGCUUCUACUACGCCAUCGGCUGGGGAGUACCUGCUAUUAUUACAGGGCUGGCUGUGGGUCUGGAUCCUGAAGGUUAUGGAAACCCUGAUUUCUGCUGGAUUUCUCUGUAUGAUAAACUCAUCUGGAGCUUUGCUGGACCAAUAGCCAUCGUCAUACUGAUGAAUGGAGGGAUGUUUACGAUGGUUCUGCGUAUGACGUGUAAUCUGUCUCAAAAAGAGACAAAGAAGCUGCCUGUAAUUGCCACUAUCCGCAGUGCCUUUCUUCUGCUGCUGUUGAGCGCGUGUGUCUGGUUUUUCGGGCUAAUGGCCGUCAAUAACAGCAUCCUGGCCUUCCACUACCUCUUUAUCGUCCUCUGCUGUAUACAGGGUUUGGCGGUGUUCCUGGUGUUCACGCUGUUUAACUCAGAAGUGCAGGAAGCCUGGAAAGUGGCCUGCAUCGGCAAGAAGAGUCCCAGCGAGGAACCUGCUCGACCACCCCAGAUUACCGGUCAGAAUCCGUACAACAGUGCCUCCCUGCUGGAGCAGAGUGGAUUACACCGCAUCACACUGGGAACAUCCACCAUAUCAUCAGUCAGCAGUGCUCGUAGGGAAAACCUUCUAGCGCGUCAGACUGCUGAGCACACGCUGGGUCACACCGGGGCCACGGACCUGGACGUGGCCAUGUUCCACCGCAACGGAGGUACACUCACACACAAUAACCUGCCUGCAUGUGAGGACUCAGACUCGGACUCUGAUCUCUCGUUGGAGGAGGAGAGAAGUCUGUCCAUCCCGUCCUCCGAGAGCGAGGACAACGUGCGUCUCCGCGGACGCAUCCAGCGACGUUUCAAAAGGACCAAUCACAGUGAGCGACUGCUCACAGAGCCCGCCCACAACGGCACCAAAGAUCUGGAUGGGAAUGAUCUGCUCUCCUAUUGGCCAGCCUUGGAGGAGUGUGAGGUGCACUCUCUGCAAAAAUGGGGUUCAGAGCGCCGCCUAGGGCCCGAUUACAGCAAAGACGCCGCAAACAACAACCAGACAGAUGCAGCGCUGACCAGCGGGGACGAGAACGGACUCACACAUACACACAGACACCGCAAAGGUAUCUUGAAGAAUCGUCUGGGUUGUCCUCCGGCUCUGCAGGGUUUAUCUGCGGUGGGUCGGGUUCCGAGUGAACUGUCCUGGUACCGCACCUCCACUCUCGGCCACCGGGGCGUCCCGGCCGCCUCCUACGGGCGCAUGUACUCAGGCACGGGCUCGCUGUCCCAACCAGCGUCUCGAUACUCGUCCCGGGAGCAACUGGACUCGUUGGCGCGGCGACAGCGUUCCCGCGACAACCUGGACCUGCUGCCACGGCGACGGGAGCCCGGGGCCGAGCAUCUGGGCGGGUCCAGAGAGCGCCUGGGUCCCAUCCACAGCUUCCACGCCUCCAGGGAGGAUCUAGCGGCGGGGAUGGGCGUGGCCGGGCUGAUGGGGGUGGAGAGUUCGUUAGGCGGGUCGAGGGGGCAGCUUAGCACCCUGACGAGGCGUCAGGCGUCUCGGGAGCACCUCGGGGGGGCGCUGAUGAGCAGCCGGUCGCGAGAGCAGCUGGAGACUAACGGAGCCGGGGGGUCGGCUCAACCCUGCCGCGAGUGGCUCCGGACUCUUCCCCCCCGACAGCUCUCGCACCCGGAGCCGCACCCCACCUCCUCCCCCCCUCCACCAAUCACAGAGGAGCCCCAGGAAGCUCUGCCUCAGCGGCGUGGCCGUCUAGACUCCGCCCCUCCAUGUAGGUACACCGCAGCAUCCUCUGCAACAGCCCCCGGAGCUCCGCCCAGUCGCCCUCCCUCCAGUGAACACCUGGACAUUCUCUCCUCCAUCCUCGCCUCCUUCAGCUCCUCUGUGCUAACCCCGCCCCCUAACCCCGCCUCUGCAGCCGCCGGCCCCUCCCCCUCCCCGCCUCCUCACUCCGCAACCUCUCAGAGCGUCUCCGAAGUGUCGCCAGACUCUGAAGCUCACAGAAGUGAAGGACAGUCUUGAUGAUCCUCUCAGUCCCAUGAUGCAUUUCUGCUCAUGGGCGCAGAGGGACUGCAAGUGGUGAAGUGUGACGAGCGGCAAAGUCUUCAGGUGCCUCUCGGACAUUGAGAUCACCUGUGGGUUUGACUGAUUGAGGAGACUGGGGGGCGGAGUCUGAUCUGAUCACAUGGUUUCCAGUCACAUUUUACGACAGCCUACCAAGACCCAGGAGAGCGUGAGAAACACGAGGAACGUAAGACGCAUCGAUCUGUACUGGAUGAGAACUCUACGAUGGAGCGACGGAAGAUCGGACCGAGCGGCCGGAGGACGAGGGGAAACACAGCCUGUACAGAACCUUUUUAUACAUUUUUGUAUUUUUUUCAUUGGAGACGACAGAAAAAAAAAUCUGAAGUGAUGUUUUUAAAGAUUGUGUCCGGCGUUUGGGGGUGAGGGGUUGUGGGGUGAGUGGAUUUGUGUUUUAAUGGAGAAAAACCUCCAUUCUUAAACCCUAAACCCAAAGCAUUUCCAACCAACCCCAAUCCCAAACUGAUCCCCACUGUCCUGUACUGUAUCUUCUGUUAUUAUUUUUAAUGUACAUCUCUACCACUGACAGUGUGAUGAAGCGGGGAAUUAGAUAUAAGGGGUUGCACAAUGAAACUGAAACACCUGGUUUUAGAGCACAGUAAUUGAUUGUGGUGACGGACAGUUCUGGUGGAAACAGGAGAGUUGAGGUGCACAUUGAAUUCUGCGUGAUUUGAUCAGCCGUGGUUUUAUGUUUUUUGGAUACAAUCCGGGUUAGCACCCGAACAUCCCUUUCAGACAGCUUCCUCUUACAGCGUCCACAGUUAAUCCUGUUGGAUGUGGUUGGUCCUUCUUGGUGGUAUGCUGACAUUACCCUGGAUACCGUGGCUCUUGAUGCAUCACAAAGACUUGCUGUCUUGGUCACAGAUGCUCCAGCAAGACGUGCACCAACAAUUUGUCCUCUUUUGAACUCUGGUAUGUCUCCCAUAAUGUUGUGUGCGUUGCAAUAUUUAGAGCAGAACUGUGCUCUUACCCUGAUAAUUGAACCUUCACACUCUGCUCUUACUGGUGCAAUGUGCAAUUAAUGAAGAUUGAACACCAGGCUAAAAUGACAGGUGUUUCAGUUUCAUUGUUCAACCCCUGUAUAUAUAUAUAUAUACUAAGACUGUACUGGGAUCAGAGGCUUGGGUCAGUUAAGUGAUGAUCAGUGAGGGAGUGGACGCCUCUGAUUGGUGGGAAGCUCCAGCAGUAGGUAUUGAUUGUAAUGUAAAGUAAUGGGAGAGAUGUGAGAGAUGUGAUUAGACCGAUAUUGAUUGUGAAUGAAGGGAUUGUUUAAAGGCAGCUGGGUUUGAUGAGGAGAUGAUGGUAGAUAAUGAAUGGUCUUUGAGAUGGUCUUAAUGUUCUGCUCAAACAUACUCCACUCCAGCUGUAGAAAACUCACAUGUCCAUCCUUUAACCCCAUAGAUUAUGUUUUUGUUAGAUCUGAUGCCUUGUCAUGCUUUUAAUGACUUUUUAAUACCAUUAUUAACAUCAGUUUUAUAGGUCCGAGAAUAGAACCCUGUAGGACUCCACAAGAUAAUCCAGUUUAACCAAACAGUAACCGAAUCAUUUACAACACAAUUCUCAACUGGGGUUAAAAACUUAACAACUACCUUGGGGUUAAGUCCAAUUUAUGCUUUUGUGUUCAAGUUAUGCCAUAUUCUACGCACAUCCUAUAAUACAGUGUACAAUAGGGGUGGGCGAUAUGGCCCUAAAAUAAUAUCACAAUAUUUCACUGCAAGAAAAUGAAACUUGUAUUAUUGUAUUAUUACUGCAUGCAAUAUGAUAUGGCACACCCCUAACUGAGAUUUUUAAAAUAAAAUACAAGAAAAUGAUCAGAUUUACAGUAACAGAAAUCAAUGAUCCAGAAUGUCACAAUUAUAUUAAUAAUGCACUCCAAAUAUCUCCAUUUAUCCAGGAUUAAAUUAAAAUAAAUGAUACUGGACAGAUAUAAUCUGUCUCUAGUAGAUUUAUAAUGGGAAAUGAUGAGAACAGUGUGAAUUUUGAACAGUAGAACAGUAGAACCCUGAUGUGGUAAUUAGGGGUGGGUUAUAAGGCACCAUAUUUCAGGGUAUAAUAUUAAUAAUCACCAUAUUCAAAUAUGUUGGCUUUAGUAUUGCGUACGAUAUAAUAUGGCACACCCCUAGUCUACAAUAAUCUCCAAAAAUGCAGCAACUCUGAUUGGUGCAUUGAGCGUUGUAUUCGCACUGUUCAGGCGGACACAGAAACACCAUUGCACAAGUAUAAAUGCUCACAAAGCCAAUGGUUUUAGUAACUAAGAUUGUUUUGUCACUAAAAGAUUAUUUUCACAAAUAUAACUGGUUUGCUCUGGUCUGAAUCAGUUAUUUAGUUUAUAAUCCUGGAAUGUUUUCGCUUGGUUUUUGUAUGGAUUGGUUUUGUUUCACACACGUAAAAUAUUUAAGCAAAUUAAAAAACUUUACAACAAGCCCCGUGAUCAACGUUCCUUUUGCUGAUUGGUCAGAUCUGUCCAAUUGAAGUGAAGCAAAAAGGGAAAUACAGGACCAUCUCCUUUAAAGUGCGGUUUGUUUGGUUGUUUUUUGUUUUUUAUCCAAAUCCAGAUUAAACACAGCAAUUGCUGCGUUCACACCUGCCCAAACAAACUGCAUUAAAGUAAAAAAAGAAAAAAUGAACUGAUUUGUUUAAAUAAAAAGCAGGGUAAAAAUGUGUAGGUAUUAAAACAUUCAAACACAAAAUUUGAAAUGCUGCUUUGAGGAAACUGGGCACUAAAAUGAUCCAAAAUUAUGGUAUUUGAGUAUUUUGUUUAAGUUCUACACUAGCUCAUCGUAGACUCGCAGCAGUGGUAUCUAGUCAGUCUGUAUGAUAUUUUUGGGAGUGUGUUUGAGCAGAAUCUGUCUGAUGGAAUGUGUACAUUUCAGUUUUAUAUCUGGUCUAAAUCUGAUUCAGGAAUAAAUGCUUUAGUUGUGCAGUUUAUUAGGGUUCAGAUGGAGGAGAAGGACGAGCAGCUGGUCUAGAUUAGCUCUAAGUGACUGUAUUGAUUGGGAGAUGGAAGGCUGUCGCGUCGAAGACGAUUCAGAUCAACGUCAAUCAAGAGUUUAAGAGGCGGAAGAUCAAACAGACACAAACCAAACUCUACAAACGGUGCUGAAAAUCUCAUACAGAUACAGUGUUUUAAUCAUUUAAACCAUUUAAACUGUAUAAAAGCAUGGACAACGUGGUUUUAAUGCAUCAUGUUCUGUAGAAAUUAAGCCAAAAUUGUCCAACAUGUUGUAAAAUUUCCAACCAGUGUCAUUAAAACAGUAUAAACCAAUGUGGCAGCCCAGCAUCAGUCUCAGACUGCCUUCCUUAAGUUUAUAAUGUUAUAUUAUAGUUAUUAGAAGCAAAGCAUACUUGGAUUUUACCAUGUAUUCCUCCUUCCAAGUUUGUAUCAGUAAAAGUGUAGUUUAUGUACUUAAUUACCAAACAUUUACAAUCAUUUUCUAUCAGAUUACAGUUCUGUAGAUGAGCUCUGUUUAACGCUAAGACCAACCGAAGCUAAUACUCUAGUUUAAUGUUCUAAUUAGAUCUUACUUGCCUCAAAUUACAGUUAUAUAUCGCCUUAAUGCUACUUAAGGCACUUAAGGAUGCUUACAAUUAUAUUUCGCACAAACUCAACACACACUGGUGAGAAGCAGCAGCCAAUCGCGCACAGCAUACUCUUAACCGGAAACCACCGUCCACCUGUAGGACUGAAUCCAGCACAUAUACACGCCAAUCUUUUGGGAAAUUUAGAGUAUCAAAUUGUACCUGAUCUCCAUGUUUUUGGACUAUUUAUAAACCCUUUAUAGAGUACCCUUAUUUUAAAGUGAUAGCCACUAUUAUAAAUCAGAAUUACUGAAAAAAACUGAGAACAAAUAACUUUAUUACAGAGAGUUUAUCUGUUAACAACACCACAAUAUCAACCAACCCCACAUGAUCAAUAACAGUAUUAUUGAUUAUCUAGCAAAUUAGCUACCUAACUACAGCUGCCUGUUAAUCACUUAAUUUAUUCAUUCACAUAUACAUUUAUGUUAUAAGUGUAGCUCCGCCUUCUUCUUACGAAAAUAAAGAUAGAUAAAGUUUAUAAAUUUUAUUUUAUAGAUUUGUGGAGAGAAAUAAAAAUAACUAAAAAUGUAGCAUCAUUAGCAUAGAGAAAACUAACUGUUGGAAUUAAACACUGGAAAGUAGGCGGGGCUGUUUUGUGAUUGAAACACUUUGGGGUGGGCGGAGCUACAAGCUGCCAUACUCCCUGCGCUCGCUGUCCAUGCUUUUAUACAGUCGUUAAAAAGAUUAAAUAUAAAGAAAAAUGAAAACGUAUCGCUCUCCUGAUACUGCAGUAUCAUAUCUGAUGGUUCUACGGUUCUACCGAAUAAAUACGAGAACCGAUAUCAUUCCUUUUAUACCUCAUGCCUGUCUAAAAGUGCUCCGAUCCUUCUGUUUGUUUGUUUGUUUUUUUUACUACUUUUAUCUUUUAUAAUUGAUUUAUUUAUCACGAUGUACCUUUAUCUUGUACAGACAUCAGAUUAAUUUAUUUUAUUUAUUGAUUGCUGAUAUUUAUCAAGGUUAAUUUAUUGGUUGGCGCAUCAUAUCAUUUUUUUCCUGGAGUGUUUUUAUAACUGUGUGUGUGUGUGUGUGUGCGCACGAGUGUGUGUGUGUGUGUGAGAGAGUGUGAAAGAGUGAGAGAGUGAUUGGAAGGUUUUUUUUUUUUGAAAGUUGAUGAAAAGAGAGUGACGUUUACUUUGUUAAAAUGUAAAACGUGUAACAUUUUGGUACAUGUAUUGUUUGAUAUGAGCCCCCUUUACUACUAUUGUUACCAGUGCAUUAAAAAAAAAACAUGCAAAAAGAAAAAUACACUAUAUGUCCAAAUGUUUGUGGACACCCCUUUUAAAAUAAAUGAUUUAUUGAGCUACUUUUAAGAAAGCUGCACCUACUGCUGACACAGAUGUGCAAAUGCACACUCAAAGCUCGUCUAGUCCCUGUAUUAAAAGAGAAAUACCGCCAAAAGAAUAGAACUCUCUGGAGACAAAAAUUAACUAACAAUGAACUAGAGGCAUCCUGUCUGUACUUUCCAGUAUGUUUAUGUAGGGCUGGGCGAUAUUGUAUCAUAAUUGUAUCAUGAUAUUUUACAUUUCAAUUUUCACGAUACACAAUAUUAGAUGCUUAAUUUUGACAAUACUUAGACAAAACAUUCUUUAAAAAAUUGCUAUAACUGCUAUAAUAUCCCAUAGUUAAUGCUAGAGGUGGGCGAUAUGGCCCUAAUAAAACAUCACGAUAUUUCAGGAUAUUUUUGAGAUAACGAUAUUUUUGACAAUAUGACAAAAUAUUGAGUUAAAAAUUAAACUGCAACAAAAUUAAUAUAAAAGUUUGUAUGGUGAUAUUGUUGUGUAAUAAUUAUGAGUUUCUUUGAUUUUACCAAAUAGAAAACCAUAUUUUUUUUUACGAUAUUCCAAAAUAUUUUCAAUAUUAUUGUGCACAAUACGAUAUGGCACACUCCUAGUUAGUACAAUUACUUUUAUUCAAAAUAUGCUAACUUUAUCUAGUUCUAGUUCUCAAUUAGUUAAUGUUUUUUAAACACAAUAUUCUCCAAAAAUUGAAUUGUUUACAAUAAAUCUGAUCACAAAUAAUUAAAAUAUCAUACUGCCAUAUCACCCAGCUCUACUUUUGGUAUGAUUUGUCACUCUCGAUACUGAAUGCAAUCAAAUUCAGCAUUACUGAGUAGCAUCACAGCGCUAACGCUCGGAGGAAAGCGCAGCGACUCGGUUCUGAUACAUCAGCUCACAGACGCAGCCUUGUGCUGAUCCACAUCACCCUAGGAGUGAUGAGGGGAAAGAGAGAGCGCCAUCUACUGUACUGUACCCACCCAGAGAGAGCAAGACCAACUUUGCUUUCUCAGGGCUCUGGCAGCUGAUGGCAAGCUGCAUGACCAGGAUUCGAACCAGCGAUCUCCUGAUCAUAGUGGCAGCACUUUAGACUGCUGGACCACUCGGAGCUCAGACAGCUUUCUUAAGCCUGGAUCAUAAAGAUUUGUAAGAUUUGAUUGAAUGUCAGGAUUCAAUAAAUUAAAUUAUAAUUUUUUUU